Dermatophagoides farinae (American house dust mite) is the source of this 570-nucleotide messenger RNA. The record is from RefSeq and is a predicted model, not a curated record. NCBI's taxonomy places the organism in Eukaryota, Metazoa, Arthropoda, Arachnida, Sarcoptiformes, Pyroglyphidae.
ACCAUUGAAAUGUAGUUGUUAAUAGAUUUAAAGUGAAAGAUUUUUUUCUGUUUUUCUGUUUUUGUUUUCGAAUUUGUGUUCAUCAAAACAUAACACAACAAAACACAAUUGAAUCAUGUUCAAAUUGUUCACAUUUGUGUCGAUAAUGAUGAUAAUAAUGUUUUCAACUGCUGAAUGUCGAGUUAUGUUGAAAAAUAAUGACAACAACAACAACAACAAUUUGGAUCUAGAUUAUGCUGCAAAACGAUUAAGAUUAGAUAAAGAUACAUUAUCAUUUAUGAAUGAAUAUAAUCGUCAUGUUAGAAAUAUACGUAAAGAUGUAUUUAUUGAUACAUUCGAAAAAUCGCCAGCUAAAAUACAUCAAAGAUCCAUAUCAGAUCAAUCAAAACAUCCAUAUGGUGGUGGCAUUAAUAUGAGAUCAAUAAUGAAUGUAUUCACAGCAAUCGGUAUGAUAUUGGCGUUGAUAUUCAUCAUCAUCUUAAUGAUUAUGGCAUCGAAAGAAUUUUAUCAAACAAUCGAUACAGCGGUGGCUACAAUUAUUUGAUUUCAAUCACCACACACACACACACA